ACAGCGUGAGUGUAUCUCUGUUCACGUGGGCCAGGCUGGAGUCCAGAUGGGCAACACCUGUUGGGAGCUGUACUGCCUGGAGCAUGGGAUCCAGCCGGACGGACAGAUGCCCAGUGACAAGCCCACAGGUAACCUCGACGACUCCUUCACCACCUUCUUCAGCGCCACGGGCACCGGGAAGUACGUGCCACGCGCCAUCUUCGUCGACCUGGAGCCCACCGUUAUCGAUGAGGUGAGGACAGGCACCUAUCGCCAGCUGUUCCACCCUGAGCAGCUCAUCUCAGGCAAGGAGGAUGCUGCCAACAACUACGCCCGCGGUCACUACACCAUCGGCAAGGAGAUUAUUGACUCCGUCCUGGACAGGAUCCGUAAACUGUCUGUCUGCUCCCCUCAGUCUAUCUGCUCUGUAAAGGUGUUUAUCGCAGGCAGCAACAUGAGACACAUAGACAGCGUGGUGGUCAUCCUUCGCCUCCCCUGUGAUCUAAAUGCAGAGUCCUGA
Molecule: messenger RNA, 499 nt
Organism: Oncorhynchus kisutch (coho salmon)
Lineage: Eukaryota; Metazoa; Chordata; Actinopteri; Salmoniformes; Salmonidae
Product: tubulin alpha chain-like
Exons: 3
Coding region: 47-499 (150 amino acids)
Biological process (GO): microtubule-based process
Cellular component (GO): microtubule
Molecular function (GO): GTP binding; structural constituent of cytoskeleton
Source: RefSeq, a predicted model, not a curated record